AUGAAGCGUUGUAGCAGUGUAUCGGCUGCCAUGGCCACUCCCUUUACCCUCUGCCGUCGUACAUUUUCCAUGGGCUCGAGGUUGCGGCAGAUUGAAGAUAUCAGCACGCUGCCUGGAAGGAUAUUUCCGAGAUAUGAAGGUGUGCAAUCAGGAGGAAGUGAUCUACUUGCCCUGCAAUGGCCCGUCCCGCCAAAGAACAUUCUCCUGAUGAAGAAGAAAGGCGCCCCCGAAGUGACGCAGUCUGUCAUCGAAUUCGCAAAUCAUAUCAAAUCGAACUACUCGCCGUUAUCUGUGAUUCUCGAACGGGAUACGGCCACCGAGAUACAUGAGUCCCUCCCGUUCCCCGUAUACACUAACACGUCUGACUCGCCCAUACCCCCGGAAAAGGUAGACCUGAUAGUUACGUUGGGCGGAGACGGAACCAUCCUACGUGCAUCUUCGCUCUUUGCAACAUCCAAGACCGUUCCCCCGAUACUGUCGUUCAGCAUGGGCACACUGGGGUUUCUAGGAGAAUGGAAAUUCUCUGAGUACAAAGGAGCGUUUCGAGAGGUCUACAUGUCCGGUGCUGGACUUGGCGAGCGAGCUCUUGCGCUCGAGGACGGUUCGCCUCUCGCUGUUGACGGUGAACAGGCUGCGGGAGGCUGGUCGUCUCUGCGGGGAAAGUCCAUGGGUAUGUCAAGGAGUGCACGUAUCCUGGUCCGCAGCAGAUUACGGGUAGGCGUGUUUGCACCAGACGGAGAGCCGGUACACAGCAACGGGGUCACCCUCUCCUCGCCCAACGAUGCCGACACAGGUGUCUAUGCGAUGAACGAGGUGGUGAUCCACCGCGGUAGACAGCCGCAUCUCGCCAUCGUCGAGGUCUUCGUUGGCGGCCGCUUCCUGACCGAGGCCGUUGCAGACGGCAUGAUCGUCGCCACGCCAACAGGGAGCACGGCAUACAGCCUCUCAUGCGGAGGCAGCAUCAUACACCCGCUCGUCUCCUCUCUCCUGCUCACGCCCAUCUGUGCACGAAGCCUAAGUUUCCGAUCCCUGGUCGUGCCGUCCAGAACGCCGGUGACGCUUCGGUUGAGUGAGAAGAACCGCGGACGGGAAGUAGAAGUCAGCAUCGACGGGGUCGCCAUGACCCAGGGCCUGCGGGUCGGCAUGGAAGUGCGUGUCUGGGGCGAGGAGAUCAAAGUCAUGGACGGAGCGUGGCACGGUGGCGUACCGUGUGUGAUGCGCAAGACCGUUGGUGAAGGCGAUGCUGCCGACGGCUGGUAUCCAGAGGAAUCCUUACAUCGUAGCAUCGGCCAAAGGAUCUCCCUUGGACAGCUUCACAGCAUACACACAUAUAAUCCUUAUCUACCGACCUGA
This is a messenger RNA of Microsporum canis CBS 113480, 1353 nucleotides long. Its product is annotated as poly(p)/ATP NAD kinase. Lineage: Eukaryota; Fungi; Ascomycota; Eurotiomycetes; Onygenales; Arthrodermataceae. Gene Ontology annotation, molecular function: NAD+ kinase activity. The record is from RefSeq and is a predicted model, not a curated record. Gene Ontology annotation, biological process: NAD+ metabolic process; NADP+ biosynthetic process. The coding region runs from base 1 to 1353 and encodes 450 amino acids. The transcript is spliced from 4 exons.